Molecule: messenger RNA, 1686 nt
Organism: Punctularia strigosozonata HHB-11173 SS5
Lineage: Eukaryota; Fungi; Basidiomycota; Agaricomycetes; Corticiales; Punctulariaceae
Product: CDC14-domain-containing protein
Exons: 4
Coding region: 49-1611 (520 amino acids)
Source: RefSeq, a predicted model, not a curated record
UACCAGUACACGAAUUAUUGACUGGUCAAAGAUACUAUGAUGUUGACGAUGCAUGCGACGAUUCAGGACGCUCUGGAUGAGAUAGUCUCGUCACGAAGCUCUGAUACCAACAGGGAAAAGGCGAUAGGUGCAAUCGAACAGCUGUUAGCCAGCGUAUCUGCUCUAUCUCGUCCAAACGCGGGCUCCUCGCUGAGUGAAACCCACGGCGACGCGAGACUGUUUUGGGCACUCCAGGAUACCUUCGAAUGCAAUAUCCCCUCUCAUUUGCUGCCAUGGAUAUCCACGAGCGUGUUGCGAUUGGAGUCGUUGAUAGCUCGAGCACAUCACAACCAAGAUUCGAAUACCACGCCAACCGCCGAGAAAGGGUCCAACAACGAUUACGACUCCCAAAUUACGUUGUUGGCUCUCAACGUCUCCUCUGUCCUCAACAUUGUCCAGGGACUGGCCCUCUGCCAUAAUUCCAGCAAGCGCUGGCUCGGUCGCAGGGCAAAUGUCGGGGUCCUUGUCGAUCUCAUGCUGAUAUCACGACACAUACCUCCCGCUCCUUCCAGGGACGUGACAAUGCCAGCCGAUGCUCAGUCACGUCGUCCCGCUGCUACGCCUGCGUUGACGUCUAUGGUCUUGGAUACGUUAUUAUGCGUACUGGUGGACGCCCCUCCGGCCAUCCGGGCAUUUGAGGCUUGUAAUGGUAUACAAGCUGUCGUGAAGAUCUUGAAGCGAUCUGGUACUGCACGAGAAGUCCGGAUGAAGUGCCUCGAGUUCUUGUACUUCUAUCUUAUGGACGAGACGAAUCCCUCGGCCACUGUUGCAGAAUCUUCGUCAACAGCCGACGAUUUGCAGCAGGUUCUGCAGCCUCGGCCCGGUGGUCUGCAAACUCCUAAAGUCAAAACGGAGGGUCGGCGUGUGGCAUCAUCGGGAUCGUUGUCGUCUGCGACGUCCUUGUCGUCUUCGGGUUCCGAUGAUUCGUCCACUUCCGCCACGUCUUUAGCGUCCUCAGACGGCUCGGUAGCAUCGACGCCAAAGCCUGCAUGCCGCGUGCCGUCGCCAACAUCACCAUUUGCUCCGAACCCCGCCCUAUUCCUUCUGAAGCGCGAGGUCGACUAUGUGCCGCUUAGUCCUGCCAGACCAGUUGAAUUCGGCAAGGACGAUGUCAUGAAGCGUUCUCCGCUGGAAGUAUCGCUGAGCAAGAGCGGCUCACCGUUUCCCCCGUCAACGCCCUUGUCUCGCAAGCGAGGCGGCAUCGGCCUCGGGUUCCCCGGCGGUAGUGCCGCGAAGGCUGCAUCUAGCAGGUCUGGAUCUGCAGCUCCUGGCCAUAGACGCGGAGAAUCCAUGGUUUUAUCUAGGACAGCGUCACGAUUUAGCAUGCAGGGAGGCCCCUUCACCCCAGGACACAGGAAAGGUGCAUCUUUGGCUACGGCACCUCUCUCUGCACCAAACUUUCGCAAGGAGUCCUGCACUACCACGAUGCCGAGUGCGUCGUCCUCGGCCUCCUCCCGGACGCCUGAGACACGCACAACGGAAGAGAAGAAAGAGUUGCUGGGUGGCCUGCUUGGUAAUGUUGAUGCGCUGGUAGAGGGCGUCCGGAAGGCCGGCGUGUGGGGCCUUGGCUAGGGGAAGUCGGUAGAGUCGUUGCCAUGAUCGGAAUCGUUUUCGUUUGAUUGUCAUACUUAUUUGUGUAACGUCUUG